GCGUCGGGGCGGCUGGAAGCGCGCGUCGCGGCGUCCCCACGGCUCCGGCCCGCCUGCGUCCCUGGACGCCCCAGGCCCCGCGGUUCGCCUGCCGGCUGCCUUCAUGGACGCGGCGCUGAAGCGGAGCCGCUCGGAGGAGCCGGCCGAGCUCGUGCCGUCCGCCCGGGGCGCGGAGGCGGCGGCAGAAGAGGGCAUGGAGCAGGGGCUGGAGGAGGAGGAGGAGGAGGUAGAUCCCCGCAUCCAGGGAGAAUUGGAGAAGUUAAAUCAAUCCACGGAUGAUAUCAACAGACGGGAGACUGAACUUGAGGAUGCGCGCCAGAAGUUCCGCUCAGUUCUGGUGGAAGCGACGGUGAAGCUGGAUGAGCUGGUGAAGAAAAUUGGCAAAGCUGUGGAGGACUCAAAGCCCUACUGGGAGGCACGGCGGGUGGCAAGGCAGGCUCAGCUGGAAGCUCAGAAAGCCACGCAGGACUUCCAGAGGGCCACAGAAGUGCUGCGUGCUGCCAAGGAAACCAUCUCCCUGGCCGAGCAGCGGCUGCUGGAGGAUGACAAGCGGCAGUUUGACUCGGCCUGGCAGGAGAUGCUGAACCACGCCACCCAGAGGGCGGACGUCUGCUGUCAUUCCCAGGUCAUGGAGGCGGAGCAGACGAAGACGAGGAGCGAGCUGGUGCACAAGGAGACGGCGGCCAGGUACAAUGCAGCCAUGGGCCGCAUGCGGCAGCUGGAGAAGAAACUCAAGAGAGCCAUCAGCAAGUCCAAGCCUUAUUUUGAACUGAAGGCAAAGUACUAUGUGCAGCUUGAGCAACUCAAGAAGACUGUGGACGACCUGCAGGCCAGACUGGCGCUGGCGAAAGGCGAGUACAAGACGGCCCUGAAGAACCUGGAGAUGAUCUCGGACGAGAUCCACGAGCGGCGGCGCUCCUGCGCCAUGGGGCCGCGGGGCUGUGGCGUUGGCGCCGAGGGCAGUGGGGCUGCAGAGGACCUGCUGGGGAGCAAGGCCGAGCCGGAUGCGGUUUCUGUGGCCUCUGAGGCCUUUGAAGACGACAGCUGUAACAACUUUGUGUCUGAAGACGACUCGGAAACUCAGUCUGUGUCCAGCUUCAGUUCAGGACCAACGAGCCCGUCCGAGAUGUCCGGCCAGUUCCCUGCAGUGCCAAGGCCCGGCAACCUGGACCUUCCCAGUCCCGUGUCCCUAUCAGAGUUUGGGAUGAUGUUCCCAGUGUUGGGCCCUCGCAGUGAAUGCAGUGGGGCCUCCUCCCCUGAGUGUGAGGUAGAACGAGGAGACCGGGCAGAAGGGGCAGAGAAUAAAAUGAGUGACAAAGCCAGCAACAAUCGGGGUCUCAGCAUCAGCAGUGGUGGCCGUGGCAGGAGCCAGAGCAGCACCUCCCGCGAGGGCCUGGCCUUGGAGAACAGGAUGAAACAGCUCUCCCUCCAGUGCUCGAAGGGAAGAGAUGCGAUUAUUGCAGACAUAAAAAUGGUGCAGAUCGGCUGAUCCACCCAUGGCCCUGGCCCCAGUGUAUAUCAGUAGUUAUACAUGGAACUGUAUGGAGAACAUUGUGCCAAUAAUCAUUUAACAUAUGCCAAAUUUUAAGCAUUUACUCUAAACUGCACUAAUGGAAGAAGUUUCAGUGACCUUGAGGGCUGAAGAUUUUUCUCAUGGGGAAGCUUGUGAGCCGUCUGGUGUUUCAGAGCUGGUCCGUGGUUGCAGUGGCCUGUGGCCAGGUUCACAGCCUUCGUGGAGCAUUAGUGGUGACAGUGUUGUGGGAACAAGACAACUAGUUCCUAUGAGAGAACCCGGGCCAGGAAAGCAGUGGGGAAGCUAAGCUACACCGUGGCCAGCAGCUGCUUCUCUUUCCCCCCUUCUCACUCUCUAUUUGGGAAAAUGGAGAUGUUCUCUCUUUCACAGCCCAGGGGAUUCAAAUAAAAAAGAAGAGCAAAACACAAAUAUUCAGAACAAUAGACUUUUGAUGCAGUGAAGACUCAAAAAAAUCCAAGUACCCAAUUCAUUUUCAUCGUGUUUAGGAGGGACUUUUUAAACAGCAUGUAUGUAGGGACCCCCAUUAAAACCGUUUUCUAUAAAGGUCAUCAUGAACUGCACUUUUCAGGGUGGGAAAGGCAAAAUGGCAGAGUGGGAACUGGGUGGGGAUGAGGGUGCCAGGGACAUAUCAUACAAGGGAAAUGGUGGUGGGAGAGAAGAUUCUGUAACAUAAACCUUGUCCUACCAGCCAAGGGGACUCAUUCUAAAAGAAGAAAGAGCAUGAAGAAAUCAUUUAAGAGUUAUGUUGCACUAGUAUUUCUUAGAGGAAAUUGUUCCUUGAAGCUAGGAAAGGGAGUAUAGGCAUGUGUUGGCAAAGGCUGUUAAAUAGAAGCAAUGGAUUCUGUUAUGCUAAUAGUAGUAGUGUUAAAACUGCUUUUCUUUGUUUUCAUGGUUACACAUAUUCAAAGCACUGUAUUAUACUUAGCCUUUUUUGUUAAGAAAACCACAUUUCUGAAAGAAAAAAGCAACACCAUUUCAAGUUGUCCAUUCUGACACAGCUUGUAUAUUUUAGUCAUUUGUAAACCUUCAUACUGUAGUGCUUUCUCCUUUUUUAAUGACUGAUAAAAUAUCCUAACUAAAAGGUUAUUUUGUACUUGUCUUAAUAACUUGAGUGGAAUAAAAUGGCUUAAGAAAA
This is a messenger RNA of Manis javanica (Malayan pangolin), 2669 nucleotides long. RefSeq names its product SH3 domain binding protein 5 (gene SH3BP5). Gene Ontology annotation, biological process: intracellular signal transduction. Gene Ontology annotation, molecular function: protein kinase inhibitor activity. NCBI's taxonomy places the organism in Eukaryota, Metazoa, Chordata, Mammalia, Pholidota, Manidae. Gene Ontology annotation, cellular component: cytoplasm. The record is from RefSeq and is a predicted model, not a curated record.